CGAAAAAGUCAACUCGAUACCAUUCUCUGGUGCAGGUUUCGAUCAGAAGAAUCAGAACAGUUCGAGAGGGAAACGAGUAGAGAGUGAAAGUGAAAAGAUGGAGGGGAUGGUAGCGAGGGAGUACGGAUACGUGGCUCUGGUGCUCGUCCUCUACUGCUUCCUCAACUUCUGGAUGGCUGCCCGAGUUGGCAAGGCUCGCAAGAAGUACCAGGUAUUUUACCCGACCCUCUAUGCCUCCGAAUCCGAGAACAAGAACGCCAAGCUCUUCAACUGUGUCCAGAGAGGGCACCAGAACUCGCUGGAGAUGAUGCCCAUCUUCUUCGUGCUGAUGAUAGUUGGGGGGCUGAGGCACCCUUGCGCUUGCGCUUCUCUCGGAGUCCUUUACGUCGUCUCUCGCUUCUUCUACUUCAAAGGCUACGCCACUGGCGAUCCCCAGAAGCGCCUCACGAUCGGGAAGUACGGGUUCUUGGCCAUCCUGGGGCUGAUGGUCUGCACCAUUUCCUUCGGAGUCGGCCUUCUUCGCGGAGGCGAACCUCGCACCAUGUUUUAGACUCUGUCUCCUCUCUUCUGUUGUAGUCGUCUUGUACUCUUUGUCGACGGAAGAUGUUUUCAUUUGGAUUUUGCUUUGUCUUGGCAUGUUAACGAGAGGGAUGGAACAAUAAUAACAGUUUGAACAUCAGUUUGAACCGGUCCUCAUGUAGCUUUUUGGGAAGAUGUAAUGAAUGAGACGAGUUUGGUUUUU
Messenger RNA from Rhodamnia argentea, 742 nucleotides. Its product is annotated as microsomal glutathione S-transferase 3. The record is from RefSeq and is a predicted model, not a curated record. Gene Ontology annotation, molecular function: glutathione peroxidase activity; glutathione transferase activity. Gene Ontology annotation, cellular component: endoplasmic reticulum; membrane; nuclear envelope. Bases 98 to 550 code for a protein of 150 amino acids. The transcript has 4 exons. Lineage: Eukaryota; Viridiplantae; Streptophyta; Magnoliopsida; Myrtales; Myrtaceae.